This is a messenger RNA of Acytostelium subglobosum LB1, 1764 nucleotides long. RefSeq lists its product as hypothetical. The coding region runs from base 1 to 1764 and encodes 587 amino acids. The transcript has 3 exons. The record is from RefSeq and is a predicted model, not a curated record. Lineage: Eukaryota; Evosea; Eumycetozoa; Acytosteliales; Acytosteliaceae.
AUGACAGACGAUACUGAAUUGACUGAGCAAUAUAACAAAUUGAAAGAUAUUUAUAGCUCUGGAUUCAUUACAGAGUAUGAGUUUAUUAGUAGGAAGCGUGAACUAUUAGGUGAUCGAUUCGAUAGUUUUGUUCCAACAAACUCACAAGAGACUAUAUCAACCAAAGAUGACAAUACACUCAAUCAAUAUAACUAUGACAACAACUCUUAUAACACAUCAUCCUCAUCAUCAUAUGAUUACAACUCCAACAGCACUUACAACAACUCAUACAACACUUACAACAACUCGUACAACACUGACAGCACAUCAUCAUACCAAUACAAUCAAACACAAGAUGUACCAGAUAUAAGUUAUUACCAACCACCACAACCAACAACACAAGAGUACAAUUAUAAUUAUAACUAUACCAGUCAUGAGGUCCCAGUGGAAAAGGAUCAAUAUACCUUUGCCGUGGUGCCAGAUGUCCAGGUUGAGCAACAACCAAUCACUUCAUACAAUUACAACCAUGACCAGGUGGUGGCCACUACUUAUACAACCGCUGUUGUAGCGGAUGAUGAUUAUGAUGAUACAUACAUCCCACCUGUUAGGACUCCAUCUACAACAACUGUCAAGCCAUCGACAACAUCAAAGGUGAUUCAGGACAAGUUGACUGGAAAGAGUGCCGAGAAGAAGGAGAUCACAUAUCCACACAAGGUCAGAGACUCGUACGUGAUGUAUAAAGGUCAAAUCGAUGGAGUUGUAUUGUAUUAUAGGACAAAGGAGUUCUUGUUCCAAUCUGAUCUGAUUGGAAUGGACCAACUCGAUCAGGUGUCAACAACCAUACGUGCAAAGUUUGGAUUCACUCAGUACUCCCUUGUGGAGAUCGUUCCCCAGACCUAUGUAUCAAGUCCACCAGAGCACUACACCGUUUCAAACAGUUGGGAGGAGGGUCAGACCUACCACGACCCACUGUCCCUUGCCUCUGGCCAUUACAGGAUAGUUCCCAAGAACUUUUACAUGAUCAGGAAGUGGACUCCACAUCUCUUUGGUAUGACAGAGGAAGAGUACAAUCACCAUAACAUGUUCAAACUGCCACCACAACACUUUAUAACAUUGGCCAAGUCUGCUGCCCAGAAGUUCAUUGAUGAGCAGCCAGCGUUUGGACUGUUGGACAACACUUUUAACUUCUACAUGACAAUGGUGGACCUCGUGCCCAAGCACUUUAUCAAGCACAGAUCGACAGCAGUCGAUCCCAACGUCAAUGAAGCCAUCAAGAUCAAAAGCCUGCAUACUGAGGACAACAAGGACGACUUGAAUCGCAAGGUUAACUUCCUGAACCAGCUGCGUCACAAGCAGGGACAGAACAAGAUGUUUGGUGCAAGCAGUGUGCUCAAGGCUCGCGAGAUCCACAUCGAUCGCACGCUCGCCCAAUGCAUCCAGGAGAGGCAAUGCAUCGUCUGUGGUCAGGGCAGCUACAACAGCUUCCUGUGUUCAGUGCACAAUGAUCAAAAGUUGGUCGAUGACUAUCAUCAGCUCAAGGACAUCAUAUUCCCUGCAAAGAACAAGAGUGAUGAUGAUGUAGAGGCCGAGGAUGUUGAGCCAAAGCCAGAUAUUCGCGACUACAAGGACGAGCCAUCAUUCUGCUACGCCGAGACCAGCUCACCAGUGCUAAAGUUCCUGGCGGGCCCAAAGAACACAAGGUCAUUUGCCGAUGUGCUAAAGAGGAGAUACGAUGCCUGUGAGAGCCAGGCACCGUCAUCAUCAUCAUCGUCAUCAAGGUACUGA